CCGCGCCGCCGCCGGCCGGGCCGCUGUCAGCUCUCCUCAGCGUCGGGCCGAGGCGCUGUGUAUGCUGAGCUGCUGCGGCCGCAGGCUGCUGCACGUCCUGGGCCUUAGCUUCCCGCUGCUGACCCGCCGGCCGCUUUUUCUCUGCCCUCACCGCCUCAUGAAACCGCUGGUCGUGUUCGUCCUCGGCGGUCCUGGCGCCGGCAAGGGGACCCAGUGCGCCCGCAUCGUCGAGAAAUAUGGUUAUACACACCUUUCUGCAGGAGAACUUCUUCGUGAUGAAAGGAAGAACCCAGAUUCACAGUAUGGUGAACUCAUUGAAAAGUACAUUAAAGAUGGAAAGAUUGUGCCAGUUGAGAUAACCAUCAGUUUGUUAAAGAGGGAAAUGGAUCACACAAUGGCUGCCAAUGCUCAGAAGAAUAAAUUCUUGAUUGAUGGGUUUCCAAGAAAUCAGGACAACCUUCAAGGUUGGAACAAGACCAUGGAUGGGAAGGCCGAUGUGUCUUUCGUUCUAUUUUUUGACUGUAAUAAUGAGAUCUGUAUUGAACGAUGCCUUGAGAGGGGAAAGAGUAGUGGUAGAAGUGAUGACAACAGAGAGAGCUUGGAGAAGAGAAUUCAGACCUAUCUUCAGUCAACAAAGCCAAUUAUUGACUUAUAUGAAGAAAUGGGGAAAGUCAAGAAGAUAGAUGCCUCUAAGUCUGUUGAUGAAGUUUUUGAUGAAGUUGUGAAGAUUUUUGACAAAGAAGGCUAACUCUAAACCUGAAGGCAUCCUCGAAAUCAUGCUUGAAUAUUGCUUUGAUAGCUGCUAUUACAACCCCUUUUUAAGGCAAUUUUAAUCUUUCAUAAUUACAUCUCAAUUAAUGGCUGGAAAGUAUAUAAUAAGACAAAUUAAAUUUUUUAUCUUAGAUUUUUUUGGUUAUAGGAGUAGAUAGUGAAUUCGGGUCUAACUUCAUCUUAGCUAUGGUGCUCACAAAACAAAGAAGGAUAUCAGCUUAGUUCUUUGUUUUUACUCAGAAAGCAUAUCCCUUUUAUAGUUUGUGCCUUCUGUGAGCAAAACUUUUUAGUAUGUCUGUAUAUCCCUUUAAUAAUUACAACAUGUUAGGAUUAGGGAUUCCCCAUUUCCUUGUUUUCUUGCAAGUUUUAAAUUUCCAACCUGUUAAGUGAAUUUGUGGACCAAAUUCCAGAGGAACUUCUUGUAUAGUCAGUUCUUGCAAAAUGUGUUUGGUAAAUUCAUGAAAUUAAUUCCUGGAAGUGUUUUAGUAUAUAUCAAAUAACUGACCAUUUCCUAUAGAAAGGUAAGAAAAUAGGCUUUGUUUUAUUACAACUUACACAAAGUUGUGUGACAGGGCAUCUUCUUUGCUUCCAGGGAUUGGGAUGGGGUCACUGGGGGUUCAGAGCCUGGCAGAUUUGUCAGCUUUAUUCUGACAUAAAUCUGAGGGUAGGGGGCAAGGAUCACAUCUAAUGACCUGUGUUCCUGUGCUCUAUUAUAGAGUGUUAUUAAUGAUUUAAAUUGAUCUUAACAAAAUUCCUAGCAGUGGAACCUUGAAAUGCAUGUACGAGGUUUAUGGUAAAUGAUUUGGUUAGCGGUUUGGUAACACUUCAUUCAAAGUGUUUUUGUUUGUUUUUUAAACUAAACAUAGGGUUGGUAUGUAGUAAAAACAUCUAAUGGUUAAUUUCCCAUUUGUGUUUUAUUUUCUUGAAUACUUCUUUUCAGUUAUUUGUUUAAGGAGAUUAAAAAUCAUUGCACUUUGGUCAGAAAAAUAAUAAAUAUAUCUUAUAAAUGUUUGAUUUCUUUCCUGGCUACUUUUAUUUAGUAUAUUGUUUUUUGGCAUCAUGUUGAAGCAUUGAAAGGUACAGAAUUAAUAAAAAAAAAAAAAAAGCUA
Molecule: messenger RNA, 1880 nt
Organism: Neogale vison (American mink)
Lineage: Eukaryota; Metazoa; Chordata; Mammalia; Carnivora; Mustelidae
Gene: CMPK1
Product: cytidine/uridine monophosphate kinase 1
Exons: 6
Coding region: 62-748 (228 amino acids)
Biological process (GO): 'de novo' pyrimidine nucleobase biosynthetic process; UDP biosynthetic process; CDP biosynthetic process
Cellular component (GO): nucleus; cytoplasm
Molecular function (GO): UMP kinase activity; ATP binding
Source: RefSeq, a predicted model, not a curated record